AUGUGGGAGAUGAUGUCUAAACGGUUCAUCUUUGGCUUGAUAAGCCUUCAUCUGAUGAUGGGUGAAACUGCUGGUAAGGAGAUGUGUAAGGCCUCCAUUGGGCAUGGAUGGGCGUGUCCUCCUACUUGGUACCAGUGGGGACGCAAAUGCUACAAAGCCAUCACUGAGCCCCUAACAUGGUUUGAGGCAAAAGAUGAGUGCACCAAGAUGGGAGGUUUCUUGGUCGCGCCACGAUCUCAUGAGGAAACUGAUUUCCUCGUGCAACUACUGCCAUCCAAGUUUUGGAUCAAUUGCAGUGACGUCGAGAAAGAAGGUGUUUGA
Molecule: messenger RNA, 321 nt
Organism: Patiria miniata (bat star)
Lineage: Eukaryota; Metazoa; Echinodermata; Asteroidea; Valvatida; Asterinidae
Product: snaclec convulxin subunit beta-like
Exons: 2
Coding region: 1-321 (106 amino acids)
Source: RefSeq, a predicted model, not a curated record